This is a messenger RNA of Plutella xylostella (diamondback moth), 7008 nucleotides long. The record is from RefSeq and is a predicted model, not a curated record. NCBI's taxonomy places the organism in Eukaryota, Metazoa, Arthropoda, Insecta, Lepidoptera, Plutellidae.
CAGUCAAAGGUUAUUUGAUAAAUCAAUAUUUAAGUUUAGUAGUUGUGCAGAGUAUUCCGCGAACAUUUAAGUUUAGAAUGAAGUGAUAGACGAAAAAUGUAUAAAAACUUACUUUUAUUAACAUUUGUAAUAGUGGCAACUGUUAUUUAUUUUGUCGAAUCUAAACAUGUGGGUAUGAACGAUGAGAGAAGUAGUUUGGUGUUCGUGUUUGAUACUACAGGGUCCAUGCACGAUGACUUGGAACAGCUGAGAGAGGGGGCGGAAAUGAUUCUGGACACGGCCCUCGAACACAGGGAUGUCAUUUCCAACUUUGUGUUUGUGCCUUUCAAUGAUCCAGUGGUAGGGCCACCAACAGUAACGCAAGACAAAGAAGUAUUCAAAUCAGCCCUCAACGUGAUAAGAAUACGGGGUGGAGGAGACUGCCCUGAGAAGUCUUUGGGCGGCAUUCUGAUGGCAUUGAAAGUCAGUCUGCCACGCUCUUACAUUUAUGUACUAACGGAUGCUACAGCCGGUGAUCAUAGGAUCCUGCCUGAAGUGCUUGAUGCUGUGCAGAGAAAGCAGAGUCAAAUAGUGUUCAUCCUGACGGGCCACUGCGAGGACCUGGCCCGUCCCCACUACCAGGUGUACCAGCAGCUCGCGGCCGCCAGCUUCGGGCAGGUCUUCCAUCUCAACAAGAGCAACGUGCACGAUGUGUUGGAUUUCGUCCGCUCGUCGAUCGGAGCGCGCGCGGUCAACCUGGGGUCGGCGGUGUACCCGCCCGGCGACAACUACACGCGAUCUUUCCCAGUAGACAGUUCUCUGGUGGAGGUGACGGUGUCGGUGGCGGGCGCGGCGCCCCACAUCCACGUGACAUCGCCCAGUGGGACGCCCCUCGAGCCGCCAAGGAUACUCACCCCGCUGAGUUUGGAUGAAGUUAAGAUAGUGAAGCUGAUAGAGCCUGAAGCGGGCACGUGGUCGCUGAGCGUGGGGAGCCGCUCGCGCCACUCUUUACGCGUGGGGGGCCGCUCGGCCCUCGCCUUCGCGCCCGCCUUCUCCGCAUCGCCACCGGGGGGGCACCAGGGGAAUAGCAGACCGCUGUUGGGUACCCUGAACUACAUGACGAUAACUCUAUCGGAAACCAACUCAACAGUCACGCUAAGCCACGCGGAGUUACUGGACUUAGAGGGGAAACCCCUGUUCGAGCUACCCCUCCGAUUGGUGGACGGAGACAAGGGGGUUUAUGCAACUGACGCGUUUAUGCCGCCAGAGGAAUUGUUCUUUAUUGCUAUCAAUGGUCGUGAUGAAACUAAUCAGGAACUGCGUCGCGUGAGCACAACCACUGUCCAAGCGAAACCACCAGAGGUUCCAUACAUCACAGUGAAUGAAGACAUAGAUGCUAUGGAACACGACCGGGUCGUCCUAGACUGUUCCGUAGAGAGCUUGGUUCCCGUCACAGUGUAUUGGAAGAAAGAUUACAAGAAAUUGGCCAAUAUUUCUAGUUUACAAAGCACGCAGCUACAGUACGCGAUAGAGGAGCUGUCAGCGGCUGAUGCGGGUGCCUACUCCUGCCACGCUCACAACUCAGCGGGUUUCAACAAGGCAACUGCUACUGUUCAUGUCUCAUUUAACCUGCCGGUAGUGAGCAUACAACCUGAAAACAUGACUAUAAUGGAGAAUGAAAACUUAACAAUAUCCUGUACUGUGUACAGUGAAAGACUUCACAAAAUGGAGAUACAAUUAAAUGGAAAUUUCCUUGAGUCAGUAUUGCCGCAAUCAGCAGCCGAUUAUUACAAUUUUAAUAAAACCAUAGAAACUGUUCCGGAAAAUUCUGGAGAAUUUGCGUGUUUGGGUGAAAAUGAUGGAGGUGAAGUCAAACAAUCCACCUUCAUAACCAUUUUGGCGAGACCUAAGGCUAACAUAGGACUUCGUGAGAUAAAGAAAACAGCUCAUUCAGAUUUUCAAAUACAUUGCUUCGUUGAUGCAGACCUCGUGCGAUGGUUCAGACCAAACGGAGCAAUGGUUAAAGAAGAGAUCCUGAUUGGAGGGAAUGUGUCUGUUUUUAAUUUGAGUAAUGUGACAAUUUUGGAUGAUGGCUUUUGGGAAUGUAAAGCUUUUCGGCGAGGUUACGAAGAUUCCGACAGAGUUAAAUUAACUAUAACUUACAAGCCUCAAAUAGCCAUCGAUACUCCAAAUAACGUUACAUUAAGUUAUGGAAUGGAUUAUAACAUUACAUGCCAUGUGCAAGCCAACCCACAGCCUCAAACUAUAGCUUGGCACAAAGACAACGGAGGCAUAAUCAGUAGUGAGAUACAAAAGGUUGGCUUGGACCAAUAUUCCACACUGUUAACGCUUAAAAAUGUCACAGAAAUAUCAGAAGGAAAUUAUUCAUGUUAUGCAGAGAAUAGUGAAGGGUUUGAUAUGGCCCACAUAAAUGUGCACGUGAGGAAAAAUAUGACGCUGCUUGAAGGAUUUACUGAUCAAUUGGUGGAAUUAAAUACGCAAGUGUCACUAUCCUGCAGGGUAGAGGCCUACCCGACACCGCAUACUGUAUGGCGGCAUAAUAACACCAUAAUAAACCAGAAUGACAACGUAGAAAUAUCGUCAGACAACUCUACACUCUACAUUAAGAGUGUAGGGUUUGAGGAUUUGGGAGAGUACUCGUGUUCUAUGAAGAAUGCUUAUGAGGUGAUGAUGGUUGCAAAUGGAACCCUGUCCCUUCCAGAUACGGAGGCUCCUCUUCUGUCGAAAGAACCAGUAGAAAGAGUCACGAUGAAGGGAAAGUCUGCAUUAGUAACAUGUAGGAUCUUACAAGGGAAGCCCAAGCCUAAAAUCACAUGGCUAUACAAACAGGAUACGUCGCAAGAUUUCUCCAACCUUACACAAGAUAAAGCGUAUUUACUGAGAGAAGAUGGUUUACAGCUUAUGAUUAAGAACGUGGAUAAUAGACACGCGGGUUUCUACCGGUGUUGGGCUGAGAAUUAUGUGGGAAAAGAUGUGUAUGACUCCAGACUUGUGGUGCGAUAUGCACCUCAAUUUCAACUAGAGAGGGACAGCAAAUACGACCAGCCUAUGCAAGUGCGAGCGGGACACAAGAUACAGUUGUCAUGUAAAGCGAGCGGCGAACCCCGACCCAUAGUCACUUGGACCAAGGAACACCAAUCUGUGCCAUAUUCUAGUAAUGUAUAUUUAACAGAAGACAACGACUUAGUCAUAGACAAAGCGAGAGCGCAUGACUCUGGCUCGUACACUUGCGCUGCCGCCAGCGCGCUGGGAGCUGCGAAGAAGGACUUCACGUUAAUUGUUUAUGAACCACCAACAAUACUCCCACCAUCAGAACCGACUGUAGACGUGUUGGAAGGUGAACUAGUGGAAUUGCCCUGUAUUGUAUCCGGCAUCCCUGCACCCAGGGUAGAAUGGAGACAAAAUGGAGGUCUUAUUAGCGAGAGACGGAAAUAUGUCGAUGAUGACUUUGAGUUACGGUUCGUGGCAAAUCUUACGGAUUUCGGUGACUACACGUGUGUGGCCACAAACCCCCACGGGAAUGCCACCAUCACAUACAACGUUUACGUAUGGGUUCCUCCAUACAUAGAGCCGCCAUUGCAAUCGUCCGAGGAAGUCCUAAAGGGUGACAACAUCACUCUCAGUUGUGACGCUGUGGGGUUCCCGGUGCCCACCAUUGAGUGGGAGUUUCAGGAGGAGCUGUUGACUGCUAAUACCAGUGACUUUAGUUUCAAUGAAGUUGGUAACCUUUACAUAACCAAUGCGUCGGAGAAACAUUACGGGAAGUAUUCAUGCGUAGCUGACAACGGCGUGAGAGCCUCUAGGAAGACUAUUACGCUUGAUGUUCUAGAAGCACCGUCCAUUCUGCCGGAAAACUUCACGGGUCCGUACAUAGCGACCACCAUGGACCUGGCGGUGACCAUCUCAUGUCGGACCGGCGGGCGUCCGCGGCCCUUCGUGGCUUGGACCAGAGAUGGACGCUUUCUUGAUAUUGAUGACCAAUAUGAUAUAAAUUUCGACGGAUCGUUGACUAUAAAAUCUCCAUCUGAAGAGCUCAGUGGCAACUACACUUGUGUGGCUAAAAAUAAAGUUGGCAGUUCAAACAAGACUGUGGAAGUACAGAUAUACCCCCUGCCAACCAUGAUGCAGUCAGACUCGUCCCAGUCCACAGUCACUGUGCUGGAGGGGUCGAGCCCCACACUGCAAUGUCCCGUGUGCAGGAGUGAACGCUGCACUGUCAAAUGGUACAAGGAUGCCCAGCUAAUAUCCCUUGGAAACCUAUCAUUCUCGAACAUAUCUCGCCACAACGCGUCUACCUACGCGUGUACAGUCAGCAACUCCGUGGGCUCGGCUCACAGUACCGUCAGCAUAAAUGUCGAGUGGCCGCCGCGCUUUGUGGCACUUGUGAGCGAGACUGUACUAGUGGUGAGAGGAGAGGAUUCUGUGCUCGACUGUACCGUUGAUGCUAAGCCUGUGGGUGAGAUUAAAUGGCUGUUCAACUCCAAACCUUUGCCUGGUGAAGACAAAGAGUAUUUGAAGCUGCGGAAUGUAAAGCUACAACACACGGGACUAUACAAAUGUGUCGUUAGCAACACACACGGGGUUAUAGCAAGACGAUUCACUGUGGAUGUCCUAGUUCCCCCUUUCAUAUCUGAUUUUGAAGUCCUCGAUGUAACGUUAAAAGAAGGAAUGAAUGCGACAUUAGAUUGUAAUGCCAAAGGAUAUCCAAAGCCAAAAGUUACAUGGUCUUACAACAACUCACACUGGCACAUAACAAACAGUUCCCUGCAAACAAGCAACGCGUCGGUUUCCGCUUCCGGUUCCUUCCGGUGCGACGCGUGCAACAUGGCCGCCGCGGCGCAUGUGGUGUAUAGAGUCACUGUUGUUACACCGCCGAGGGUUGAAGUGAGGAGCGAUGGGGUUGUUACUAAUGUAGUUGAGGUUGAGUUAACCAAACCAACCCGCAUCACAUGCCACGCGACUGGCAACCCUACGCCACUCAUACAAUGGAUGCAACAUGGCAACAUUAUCGCAACCAGCGUCCACGACGCGGUAUUGCUAGAGUUAGACGUGUCGGGGGUCGCGGGUUCGAGGCUCCACGAGUACUAUUGUGUGGCGAGUAAUGAAGCAGGGACUGAUGUUGGCGUUGUUAAAGUUUAUACUUUAGAACCUCCAAAAAUAUCUACAUCACUAUACCAAGAAACAGAUCUAUCUAACUUUACAACUUUAGAAGUACUGUCGGGUUCACCAUUUUACCUCACAUGCUAUGGCUCCGGCUACCCUGAACCUUAUCUGCUUUGGUAUAAAGACGGUAAUCCAUUGAAAGAUGAGAAGAUGAUAUUGACAGAUUUCGGGGAGAUUCUGGUAUCAAAUAAGGCGACAUUUGAACAGUCGGGAACGUAUCAAUGUGUUGCCAUGAAUCAAGUGGGUGAAGCGAAGUUCGAAUAUUUAGUAGAUGUUUUGGGUAAGUUAUUUCCCGUUUUACAAGAUUUACAACGCAUGAUAAGAAACAAAGAAGGAAAAACAUUUAAACCACCCCUAAAACCUGAUGCAGAUAUUCCUCUAAUAAGAAUAAGUAAAGGGCAACCGUUGAAGUUAUCCUGCCCCGCAGCGGGCCACCCUGUAGCUAACGUCACGUGGUUCAAACGUGGAAGAGUGUUAAACGAAUAUGGAGGUACUUUGUUGCAGAUAAUAAACAAGACAAAAACCACAGAUACUGGCCACUACAGCUGCAUACUGACUAACAAGGUUGGAUCUACAGAGGUCGCAUUCAAUGUGAGAGUGGAGGUGGCGCCAUCUAUAGCUGCGGCCAGUUCGGAAAUGGCGGGAAAUGAGAGCAGUGUUACUGUGAAAUUAGGUCGCAGUGCUGUGCUGAGAUGUCUGGUUGAUGGUGAACCGAAACCUCAGGUUGUUUGGUACAAGAACAGAGUACCUCUAAGUACGGGCACAGACAACGUGCAAACAGCUAUAGACAACAGAAUAGUCACAAUAUGGCGGACGACCGUUGAGGACGCGGGUUUAUACCAAUGCGUGGCUGAGAACAGCGCCGGGAAGGCUAGCUGGGAUUAUAAAGUUAUAGUUUUAGUGCCCGGAAAAUGGACACCAUUUUCCUCUUGGAGUCUAUGCAACGCGACUUGCGGUGUCGGCUACCAACAUCGAGCCCGCUCCUGUGUUCACACCUCAGAACAAGGACUCUCCACUGACAGUCGUAGCACCAUAGAUUAUACAGGCAUAGACAAUGUGGGCGGGAACUUUGUGGUGGUUGAAGAAACCACGUGCAAAGGAAAGCGGGAGGAGGAAAGGAAAUGUCGAAUGCCUGAAUGUGAGGACUCGUCGUCCGCCCGCUGGUCGUCCUGGUCGGUGUGGUCAACGUGUUCGGCCGCGUGCGGCGCCGGGACUCAAACCCGGACCCGGCGCUGUCGCGGGACCCACUGCGUUGGAGAUAACGUGCAGAUAAGGAAAUGCCCUCGCCUGCCGAAAUGCCCAGAAACUGAAGCCGAUUCACCAAACGACGUUUUACACAAUAUUGCCCAAACCCCUCCGGAUCCCUACUCGCCUGAGACCACAUACGAAAUUGACCCUUACGAGCCUAACUUUGAAGAUGUGGAGACGAUUUUUGAACAGCCAGAAUCUAAUUUGAAGAAGGUGUUUGAAGUUGAAGGGCUGGCUGUAAAGGAAAAUGGACCCUGUGGCGUUGGGUUUACGUAUCAUGAAGAUACUGAUUCGUGUGAAGACAUCGACGAGUGCCUGCUCGAGUCCAACGCGUGCCACUCGACGCAGGCGUGCGAGAACGCGGCGGGCGGGUACCGCUGCGCCUGCCCCGCGGGGUACGCGGCGCGGGGAGGGGGGCAGAGGUGCUUGGACAUAAACGAGUGUUCGACGGGCGCGCACGGCUGCCAGUUCGCGUGCGUGAACACGGCGGGCGGGCACGUCUGCGCGUGUCCCGCGCGCAUGCGCCUGCGCAGCGACCGCCGGACGUGCUACACACGUAUGUGAUACUAACAUUAUAAUAAAUAGCUUAUACUUCGA